AUGGAAGUUCAACCAAGUGUAUUAGAAUUUAAAGGUACUUUUACCAAGCAAUCCACUGAAUAUUUGACUUUAACCAAUACUUCUUCGAGUCCCUUGGCUUUCAAAGUUAAAACCACUGCUCCUAAAUUAUACUGUGUUAGACCAAACGCCAGUGUGGUUGAACCAAAUGAUUCAGUUAAAAUUUCGAUCAUUUUACAAGGUUUUGCUCAACCUUUACCAAAAGAUUUUAAAUGUAAAGAUAAAUUCUUAAUUGUUUCUUUACCUUGUCCCGAAUUAGAAGAUGCUCAAAAAGUUGGUGAAAUCUGGUCUUCUUUGGAAGCUAAAUAUAAAGAACAAUUGGUUUCCAAAAAAUUAAGAGUCAAUUACGUUAUCACCGAUAGUGAUGAAGAU
This is a messenger RNA of Hyphopichia burtonii NRRL Y-1933, 390 nucleotides long. Its product is annotated as phosphatidylinositol-binding protein. Gene Ontology annotation, biological process: endoplasmic reticulum membrane organization. The transcript has 2 exons. NCBI's taxonomy places the organism in Eukaryota, Fungi, Ascomycota, Pichiomycetes, Serinales, Debaryomycetaceae. The annotation marks the transcript as partial. The record is from RefSeq and is a predicted model, not a curated record. Gene Ontology annotation, molecular function: FFAT motif binding. Gene Ontology annotation, cellular component: endoplasmic reticulum membrane; plasma membrane.